AAGGGCCCUAGUGGGAGGGAGAAAGGCUGUUAGGCCCAGAAUCGGGUUUCCUGAAAGGGCGGUCAGAGGCAGCAGUACACAGUGGUGAGACCUUGCUUCUACACCUGGGGCCCAGUCUGGGAGAAGGGAGGAGUUUCCUCUGCCUGCCAGCUGUCAGAGGCCAGGAUGCACAGACCAGGCCAGGGUCAAUCCCAAGUCCAGAUCCUCAACUCAAAGAUGUGGUGGGCUCCUCCACUGAGGACUCUCCCCUCAGCUGCCAGAGUCCACCUCCCCAUCAUCUCAGGGUCCCCUGCAAGCAGCUCCUGAGACUGCCCUACCCCAGCUUUUCCUCCUGGACUCAGCUCCCUCAUGGAGCUGCAGCCUCUUCCUAGCUUCCAGCUCCCUGAUAUGCCACAGCCCCAAGCCUGCAUCUCCCCACCAGUGACCCUCCAGCUCUGCCUAGCCUGCUGCACACCUUCCCACCCACCUGGCUGAGCCUUCUGCCCCCUUCCCCCACUCGACAGCACACAGCGGCUGAGACCCUCUGCUCCCAUGGCCAGCCCUGGGAACUUGGGAGUUGAGGGGGCCCAGGAGGACAGGGAGAAAACAGAGGGCUCUGCUGGGCCCAGGGCUGCGAUGCUGGAGCAGGCCCAGGAGCUGUUUUUGCUGUGUGACAAGGAGGCCAAGGGCUUCAUCACCCGGCAUGACCUGCAGGGCCUGCAGAGCGACCUGCCACUCACCCCUGAGCAACUGGAGGCUGUAUUUGAAAGCUUGGACCAGGCCCACACUGGCUUCCUCACUGCCCGGGAAUUCUGCCUCGGCCUGGGAAAGUUUGUGGGGGUGGAAUCGACCCAGGGCGCAACCCCCUCCCGGCCUCCGGAGGAAACCUUUGAGUCGGGCUGGUCGGCUAUGCGAGGCACCGGGGGCUCCCUGGAGGAGGAGGAAGAGGAGGAGGACGAGCGAUUCUACGCUGCGCUGGAGCAGCUGGGGGUGGCCCCGGUCCUGAGCGAACAGCGGGCUGUGAGGACGCUGUGGGUCCGGCUGCAGCGCGAACGACCCGAGCUACUGGGUCCGCUCGAGGAAGUUCUCACGCGCACGUCGGCCUGCCUGGAGGAGGCGGCCCGGGAGCGGCACGGCCUGGAGCAGGCGCUACGGAGGCGCGAGAGCGAGCACGAGAGGGAGGUGCGCGGUCUGUGGGAGGAGAUGGAACAGCAGCUCCGCGAGCAGCGGCAGCGUCUGCGCAGUCAGAACUGUCCCCGGGAGGAGCGGAGAGGACGCCUGGAGCUGGAGCUGCAGAGCCGCGAGCAGGAUCUGGAGCGCGCGGGCCUGCGGCAGCGGGAGGUGAGCAGCUGGAGCCCGUGUUCCCGGCGCCCCUGCGCUCCGAAUUUCCAUGAGGUCUGCCUGGAUCUCCGUGUCCCCUGCCCUGGGGCGACCUCGCCAGCCUCCGUCCCUCACCUCCAGUUGGAGCAGCAGCUGCAGGCUCGGGCCGCGGAGCAGCGGGAGGCACAGGCUCAGAACGCCCAGCUGUGGCGGGCCCACGACGCGCUGCGGGCGCAGCUGGAGGGGGCGCAGGAGCAGCUCCGCAGGCUGGAAGGCGACGCGCGCGGCCGCCGGGAGCAAACCCUACGAGACGUGGUCGCCGUCUCCAGGAAUAUGCAAAAAGAGAAACUCAGCCUCCUAAGGCAACUGGAGCUGCUUAGGGAACUGAACACACGGCUUCGAGAUGAAAGGGACGCCUGUGAAGCCAAGAGGAUGGGCAACAGGGGCAGGAAGGCUCUGACCACAGCCUGCCCACCUGGGCCCACCUGCUGCUGCUGCUGCUACUGGGCUCGCCCCCACAGACGUGGCUCGGGCCCCCUUCCCAGUGCCCGGUGACCAGCCUGAGUGACUCACUGGACUUUACCUGGAGAAGCUAAACCCUUGAAGGCAAUGUGUGGGCUCUACCCAGUGGGCCCUGGGCUUGUGUGAGAGACACAGGAAGGAACCAGGUGGUCAAGGUCUUCAUCCUGUCCUGCCCCAUCCCAUCAACUCUCUUGCUAGUCGGGAAAUAAAGUCCACUGGCCGCACUGUG
Nycticebus coucang (slow loris) is the source of this 2050-nucleotide messenger RNA. It is a transcript of the gene CRACR2B, whose product is annotated as calcium release activated channel regulator 2B. The transcript is spliced from 8 exons. The coding region runs from base 532 to 1854 and encodes 440 amino acids. The record is from RefSeq and is a predicted model, not a curated record. NCBI's taxonomy places the organism in Eukaryota, Metazoa, Chordata, Mammalia, Primates, Lorisidae. Gene Ontology annotation, molecular function: calcium ion binding.